GUAUCAUAUCUCAGAUAUGUCGCUGCACCCCAUCUUAUCAAUACUCACGUCACUCACGAAGGCUCAUCUCUAAGAAGUUGUCGAAAUUAAAAUUUGAGCGUCUUUCUUGUAAAAUUGUUUAAAAGCAGCAUAAAUCCAUUAAAACUACCAAUGUUCAUGUAAUCUUUAAGGCCACUCAAGAUAUGAGCGACACGGAGAGCGCCGAGGUCGAUGGAGACCUGGGGGAUGAGAUAUACUCAUCGGACAGCAGGGAUUCCGUUCAGCCCGUAGUGCGAUUUCCAAGCAGGCUCAGAAUUGUCACCCAGGACGAGCUCCUUUUCAAUCCUGGUGGGGACAACGCUGACGGUAGUUCCAUUGACGACGUCGAGUCCGUCGGAUCGGCAGACCAAGGACGAGCUUCCAAUUUCCAACUCAGCGAUGAGGACUACAUGGAUGAUGAUAACGUGCCUCCCAUAUUGCGUGGCCCAAACAGGCGAAGAAGAAUUGUCACCCGGAACGAACCAGUAGGAAAUCCCAGUCUAGACGACUUAGCGGACGGUAGUUCAGUUGACGAAGUGGAGUCUGUGGAAUCGGCAGACCAAGGAGGUAGCUCCGACGACAUGCAGUUCAUCGACAGACUGAUAUUCGAAGUCAGGGUGGCGAGAGCCUUGAAUGAGAUGGUCGAGCCGCGCUACAAUCGUGAAGACGAAGCAGAGCCGAGUGUCAAUCAGGAGGGCCAAGAAGGAGGACCUGUGGAGGAAGAUUCAAAUGAUAACCAAGAGGUGCCCGUUGACGAGCAGGUUCCGCAGGAAGAGCCGCAACCGCCAAUGGAAGCUCAAGCAGAGCCAAGCAUAGAAGAUGCCGCUCCAAGGCCAAGUCCACCGCGCAUUUCUCGACGAUCCCAAGCCCAGGAACCCGUUGUUAUCUCAUUGGACUCCCCAUCUCCUCCCAAAAAGCGAAAGCGAGUGUCUUCCGCGAACACAAGUCUGAAGAAGUCGCCGGAGAACAAACCCCCCGCAAAUCUUGACGAUGAGGACGACGGCCUGACCUGCCCCAUUUGCCUGGACUCCUGGGAGAUGAGCGGUGAUCACCGUUUAGUAUCCCUUCGGUGCGGCCACCUCUUUGGGGAAUCAUGCAUCCGUCGCUGGCUGAACGAAAGUCAACGCCAGUCCUCUGUGAAGGUCUGCCCCCAGUGCAAGACCAAAGCCACUUUCCGCGAUAUUCGGCAUCUGUAUGCCAAGCGCAUUCAGAUGGUGGACACUGAGAUAAGGGAGCAAUUGGAAACUGAGCGCAGGCGUACACAAACUUUAACGACAGAGCUGGCAACCGCCAAGCUGGCUCACACACUGACCGCCGAGAAGUUAUCGGCUCUGCAGAGGGAUUACGAUCGGAUCAAAGAGCUUUUGCGAGCUGGAGGGAGUCGAGGAGCCUUUUCUGGCGAGGGAGCCGGUAGUGCCGGGCAGGUAGGCAUCAAUCAACUGGCCUCCCACCGGCUGUAUAUGGAGAAAAACUUUGAAAUCACCCGGGAACCGGGAUGUCGGGUGUUGCUAUAUUCCGCCAAACACUCAAUACUGGUGGCUUCCCAAAAAAGUGCCCAAAACCUGUUUCCCGGCUAUGGAGUGCGCUUCAUCGACCCGCCAACGUUUAGGCCGCUGCACUUUCUCCACACCUCCGCCCUGUUGGUGAGGGAUAUUGCCUUUAGCGAGUCGCAGCACAUGCUCACCGUGGCCAGCCGGGAGCCGAAGAUCAAACUGUUUGACAUUCGGACAAGACUGUGCUCCUCCAUGUUCACGGCACACGACAAGAUGCUAUGGUCCUGUGCUCUGGACAGGAACGAGCGGGAGCACUUCUUGUAUGGCGGAGAUCUGCGCGGUGGAGUCUACAUCUACGAUACAAGGUUUCCGGAAACCAUACUCAGCGAGUUCCAAGCGGAAGAAAACUUUAGUCCUGUGAUACACAUUGUUGCGGUGCCCCCGAACAAGACUUUCUCCAGUGGUGGCUUCCUGGUCUGCCAGCUCACCGCACUGACCUUCUACGAGUAUGAAGCGGCCAGUGAAGCUGCGGUCGCAACCCGGCUCAACGUGGAAGGACCCUUCCUCUCCAUGCAGUACGAUUCCGUGCUGGACACGCUGCUGAUCUCUGCGAGAUCCAAUUCCAACGCACCCCAGUCCCGGUUCAUUCUCGGGAAGUUAGCCAAAAUGGACAAUACCCCGGUGCUGAAAGUGAUGGCCACAGUUUACGGUUCAAAGGCCACACCAAUUAUGACACGUCCGACCCAACUGGGCGUGGAGGAUAACACCCUGAUUGUGGGUUAUCUGCAGGACACAAAACAGCUGAUGAUGCACGACGUGCGACGGGAGGAGCGCGUUCAGACGAUGCCUGUUAACGAGGUUAUCUACGAUAUCUGUCCAGUGGCCACCCAGGCGGGAUCCUACCUGGCCGCCCUCACCGACAACAAGUGUCGCGUCUACAAGGUCAACAGUUCUAAGCGAUGAUACGAGCGCAUGUGUUUUCCAUGAAAAUGCCCAAAGAGAAUUUUUUCUAUUCGAUUUCUGUGAAAUGCCAGAACGAACUUUUGGAUAGUUCAUAAUUUUUAAGUUAAGUUUUUCAUAUUUUUCCUUUUUAUUAAACAACUCGCGUACAAGUUUUCUCUGAACAUAAAUUUAAGUGUACUUCAUGUUCCAAUUUUUGAUUCUGGAUUUCAAUUUUGAAUGUUCGUAGUCGUCGUUCGGUUGUGAUUGAUUAAGUUUUGUAAAAAAACAAUAGAAAAUGUUGGUUCGAUUAAUAAUAUACAUAUAAAGCUAUACAAAAAUGUGUUAUCCAUACAAUAUCCUUUUUGUGUUUAAAUACAUACUAUAUAUGCGCAUUUAUAGAUGCUCCUAAGCGAAGAUUUGGGAAUGAGCGAAUAGCUGGACAGUCUCUGAAAUGUUUUCAACAUUUGUUCAAUACAAUAUAGUAUUUGGAAAAUUCCUCGUUCUCAGAGGGGCGAUCUAACUAAGUCUAAAUGAAUUCGGUUUACUUCUUGAGUCUUCAAGUCUUGAGUAUUGUAAAAAUUGUAUCAAAAAGGUUAAAUCGUUGGUCGUUUGCUGGUUACUUUUCUAUUAUGUUUUUGAGAAAAUCAAAAACCUCUGUGGCCUGUGCUCCUACAAUAUAGUUGUAUAUGGUUUAUAGUUAUACGUAUAGAUUAGUGUUUUUUUGUUUUUUUUUUUGGGUAGUUGAAAGACGCAGAUCUAUACUUUUCAAGUAUAAUUUUGUAUAUUUUGUUGUGUUUUAUUUGUGGUUUUUGUGUGUUGUCUGUGUGUGAUUUGUGUUCUUUAUAGUUAAGAUUAGCGAAUAUACGUAAUGUCGAGACGUAUGGAGUCAGCUUAAAGAACUUAAACUUAAACUGCAAGAGAACUAAAUGUACAGUAAUCCGAUAGACAUAUCUUUAUAUAUAUAUAUAAACACUAGAUUCACUUAGGCUAUACUAAACUCGAAACGAAGUCGGGGGGAAAAACGAAGAUCUAGAACUAGCCAACUGAGGAUUGGAAAACAGUCAAGAUUUUCUCGAAUUUUGCCGAAGAACUUUCUCAAAAGAAUAUAGAAAUGUUUGAAUGA
Messenger RNA from Drosophila ananassae, 3576 nucleotides. RefSeq names its product E3 ubiquitin-protein ligase RFWD3. Gene Ontology annotation, molecular function: ubiquitin protein ligase activity; protein binding. Gene Ontology annotation, biological process: protein ubiquitination; interstrand cross-link repair. Gene Ontology annotation, cellular component: nucleus. The transcript is spliced from 2 exons. The coding region runs from base 183 to 2474 and encodes 763 amino acids. Lineage: Eukaryota; Metazoa; Arthropoda; Insecta; Diptera; Drosophilidae. The record is from RefSeq and is a predicted model, not a curated record.